AUGGAUUCCCUGGCUGUCAAACAAGAUGAGCCUUUCAAAGGCCCAAAUUUGAAUGUUACACUCAUGUGCCCAGACUGCAAGACAUACCCACCAAAUCUAAUAGAGAGGUUUAGUGAGGGUGAUAUUGUCUGCGGUGACUGUGGUUUUGUGCUUAGUGAUCGUGUAGUGGAUACGAGAUCCGAGUGGAGAACCUUCAGUAACGAUGACCAGAACGGUGACGACCCUAGCCGUGUGGGAGAUGCUGGAAACCCUCUUUUGGAUACUGAGAAUUUAUCCACGAUGAUUUCAUAUGUCCCAGAGAAUGUGAGAACCGGAAGAGACUUAAACAGAGCCCAGGCCAAGUCUUUGGUGGAUAAGAAGGAUAACGCCUUGUUGGCUGCCUUCACCAAAAUCUCUCAAAUGUGCGAUGCCAUUCAACUACCGAAGAUUGUGGUUGAUGGUGCAAAAGAAGUUUACAAGAUAGUAUACGAGGAGAAGCGUCUUAAGGGUAAGUCCCAGGAGUCGAUCAUGGCUGCAGCUAUUUACUUAGGAUGCAAGAUGGCCAAGCUCUCUCGUUCUUUGAAGGAGAUUUGGGCUCUUACAAACGUUCCCAUUAAAACUACAGGUAAGGUGUUUAAGAUUGUCAUGCAAAUUUUGAGGGAAAAGAGUCAUGCCGACCCAAAUGCUUAUUCAUUCAUCAAGGACAGCGAGCAGGCUAUUCUGUCUUCUUCGGAUGUUUUGAUCAGAAGAUUCUGCUCUCAUCUUGGUUUGAAUAUGGAUGUUACCAAUGCUGCUGAGGCUAUUGCAAGAAAAUGUUCGGACGAGGGUAUCUUAGCGGGUCGACUGCCUAUUACUGUGGCGGCUACCGUGAUUUACUUUGCGUGCUUGCUUUUCGAUGCUCAAAUCACCCCAGCAAAGAUUGGUAGCAAGACGGGUGUGAGCGACGGUACUAUCAAAACAGCCUUCAAGGUAGCAUGCAAGGACAGAGACAAGUUGGUGGAUCCAAAAUGGAUAGAAAGCGGAAAAGCGAAGCUUGAUAACUUCCCGCAAGUCUGA
Molecule: messenger RNA, 1035 nt
Organism: Candidozyma haemuli
Lineage: Eukaryota; Fungi; Ascomycota; Pichiomycetes; Serinales; Metschnikowiaceae
Gene: SUA71
Product: transcription factor TFIIB
Exons: 1
Coding region: 1-1035 (344 amino acids)
Biological process (GO): transcription initiation at RNA polymerase II promoter; transcription preinitiation complex assembly
Cellular component (GO): nucleus; transcription preinitiation complex
Molecular function (GO): RNA polymerase II general transcription initiation factor activity; TBP-class protein binding
Source: RefSeq, a predicted model, not a curated record